This is a messenger RNA of Carassius gibelio (silver crucian carp), 7177 nucleotides long. It is a transcript of the gene kif13bb, whose product is annotated as kinesin family member 13Bb. The transcript has 43 exons. Bases 244 to 6579 code for a protein of 2111 amino acids. Gene Ontology annotation, biological process: regulation of protein localization; microtubule-based movement. Gene Ontology annotation, cellular component: adherens junction. Lineage: Eukaryota; Metazoa; Chordata; Actinopteri; Cypriniformes; Cyprinidae. The record is from RefSeq and is a predicted model, not a curated record. Gene Ontology annotation, molecular function: microtubule motor activity; ATP binding; microtubule binding.
GCUCGUUCUGUGCACGGUCCGUCGGUCCCGUAUGUGCGUGAUUCACCUGCUCAGACGCUCCUGAAGAUCCGCCGAAGUUUAACACGGGCCAGUCUGAAAGUGUUUUAUUCCCGUCUGGAUGAGUCAUUGUGUCUGUUCUGGACAUUUAAUCUUUAGCUAUUGCACAUGAUCACUGCUGGAAUGACACACUCUCUCUGAACAGUAGUAACUCAGGAACUGGUGAGACAGGUGCAGAAGAUCUUCAUGAUGGAUGAAAGUGCUGUGAAUGUGUCGAAUGUGAAAGUGGCGGUCCGGGUGCGACCCAUGAACAGGAGAGAACGAGACUUAAAGACAAAAUGUGUUGUGGACAUGGAAGGAAGCCAGACCAUCCUGUACCCGGCCAGUGGAAACCUGGGAAAGGGCGACAGCAGGAGCAAACAAAAGGUUUUCGCGUAUGAUUAUUGCUUCUGGUCUAUGGAUGAGGCGGAGGCGUCCAAAUUUGCAGGUCAGGACGUGGUGUUUCAGUGUCUUGGAGAGAGUCUUUUGGACAGCGCUUUCCAAGGAUACAAUGCCUGUAUAUUUGCAUAUGGGCAAACAGGCUCUGGAAAGUCGUACACGAUGAUGGGAACGGCGGAGCAGCCGGGUCUGAUCCCACGCCUGUGUAGUUCUCUGUUCCAGCGCACCGUACAGGUGCUGAGAGAGGGCGAGAGCUUCACCGUGGAGGUGUCCUACAUGGAGAUCUACAACGAGAAGGUGCGAGACCUUCUAGAUCCCAAAGGGAGCCGGCAGGCGUUGAGGGUCCGGGAGCAUAAGGUGUUGGGGCCGUAUGUAGACGGUCUGUCCCGCCUCGCUGUGACCAGCUACAAGGACAUCGAGUCUCUGAUGUCGGAGGGGAAUAAAUCCCGCACUGUGGCGGCGACGAACAUGAACGAGGAGAGCAGCCGCUCGCACGCCGUCUUCAACAUCAUUCUGACGCACACGCUCCGAGACCUGAAGACUGGGACGAGUGGAGAGAAGGUGAGUAAGCUCAGUCUGGUGGAUCUGGCCGGAAGUGAGAGAGCUGAUAAAACUGGAGCUGGAGGAGAACGUCUCAAAGAAGGAAGCAACAUUAACAGGUCCCUCACCACUCUUGGACUGGUGAUCUCGGCUUUGGCGGAGCAGGGUGCAGGAAAAAACAAGAGUAAAUUUGUUCCUUACAGAGACUCAGUGCUCACAUGGUUACUGAAGGACAGUUUAGGAGGAAACAGCCGCACAGCUAUGGUUGCAGCGGUGAGUCCAGCGGCCGACAACUACGACGAGACUCUGUCCACGCUUCGGUACGCAGACCGGGCCAAGAGCAUCGUUAAUCACGCCGUGGUUAAUGAAGAUCCUAACGCCAGAAUCAUCAGAGAGCUGAGAGAGGAGGUGGAGAAACUCCGCAGCCAGCUGACCGAGGCUGAGUCAAUGAAAGCUCCGGAGCUCAAAGAGAGACUGGAGGAGUCUGAGAAGCUGAUCCAGGAGAUGACCGUGAGCUGGGAGGAGAAACUCAGGAAGACUGAGGAGAUCGCGCAGGAGCGACAGAAGCAGCUGGAGAGUUUGGGAAUUUCUCUGCAGUCGUCUGGGAUCAGAGUCAUUGAUGAUAAAUGCUUCCUGGUCAACCUGAACGCUGACCCCGCCCUCAACGAGCUGCUCCUCUAUUACUUAAAGGAACACACUCGUGUGGGUUCUGCAGACUCUCAGGACAUUCAGUUGUGUGGUCUGGCAAUUCAACCGGAGCAUUGUGUUAUAGACAUCAACCUAGAGACGGGAGUCACGCUCACCCCGAAGAGAAACGCUCGCACAUUUGUGAACGGCACUGUGGUCUCGUCCCCCGUCCAGUUGCAUCAUGGGGAUCGAAUCCUCUGGGGAAACAACCACUUCUUCAGGCUCAGCGUGUCGAAUGUGUAUCGUGUUGGUGUUGAGGAUGAGGAGGGGUGUACGACAAAGGCUCUGGAUGUGGAUGUAGACCGUCUCAGUCACGCCUCCAGUGACAACAGCUUCAGUUUUGAGUCGGCACAGACAGAAGUCAUGAUGAAAGCGCUGGGAAACGACGAGCCGCUGCAGUCGAUGCUUUACUCUCUGGAGCGCAGGCAUGAGGAGGAGAAGCGCUCGGCUCUGGAGCGACAGCGGCUGAUGUACGAGCAGGAGCUGCAGCAGCUGCGCAGACGUCUGUCCACAGAGCUGCAGACGCAGCAACAGCAGCUCAACACCAGCCUGGGGUCGUCUCAGAGCCCACUGCGCCAGUCCACUGACGAGAGGGAAGCUUUGAUGAAUCAAAGCCUGCGCAAGCUGAAAGAGCAGAUCGUGAAGGCCAAUCUGCUGGUUCAGGAGGCUGGAUUCAUCGCUGAAGAGCUCAACAAGAAAACCGAAUAUAAAGUCACACUCCAGAUCCCGGCUGCAAACCUCAACGCCAACCGCAAGCGGGACACGGUUCUGAGCGAGCCCGCCGUGGAGGUCCGGAGGAAGGGCAAAGGGAAGCAGAUCUGGUCCAUGGAGAAGAUGGAGAACCGGCUGGUGGACAUGAGAGAGCUCUACCAGGAGUGGAAAGACUACGACGAGGACGAUCCUGCCAUGCGUUCGUACUUCAAGCGUGCCGAUCCGUUCUUCGACGAGCAGGAGAACCACAGUCUGAUCGGUGUGGCAAACGUCUUCCUGUCCUGUCUGCUGUAUGACGUCAAGCUGCAGUACACGGUGCCCAUCAUCAACCAGAAGGGAGAGGUGGCGGGUCGUCUUCACGUAGAAGUGGAGCGUCUGAGUGGAGACCUGGAAGAGCGUGAGACGGGGGGCUCUGAGAGCAGUCCAGACGGAGAGAUGCAAGAUCGCAAACUCACCUGCAUGAUCAAGGUGUUGCAGGCGACUGGAUUGCCUCAGCACCUCUCAAACUUCGUUUUCUGUCAGUAUCAUUUCUGGGAGCAGCAGGAGCCGGUGUUUAUCGCUCCAGAAGUGGGUCUGACGGCCCCCAGCAGCAGACAGCCGCAGACUCUGGUGCUGUUUGACAAAUGCAAGACUCUAGAAGUGACCGUGACUGAAGACUUUCUGGAGUUUCUGAUGGACGGUGCAUUGGCUGUUGAGGUUUAUGGUCACAAACAGGCAAAUCCACGCAGGAAUCUGGCUCUCUGGGACCUGGGGGUGAUUCAGGCAAAGACUCGCUCUCUCAGAGAGAGGUGGAGUGAAGUGACGCGCAGGCUGGAGCUCUGGGUUCAGAUCCUGGAGCUGAAUGAUGCUGGAGAGUUCGUGCCGGUGGAGGUUCAGCCAGCUAAAGACGUCAGCACAGGAGGAAUCUUUCAGCUCAGACAGGGACAGUCCAGGCGUGUUCAGGUGGAGGUUCGUUCGGUCCAGGACUCCGGCACCAUGCCUCUGAUAACGGAGUCUGUGCUCAACGUCUCCAUCGGAAAUGUGGAGGUCCAUCAGACUCGAUCUGGCAAAAGCACAGAGACCCAGAGGGUGGGAGAUAAAGAUGUGGACAGUUAUCAGGAGGUUGAUCUGGAAAGACUGAGGGUCCGGUGGCUCACGGCUCUAACUGGACGACAGGAAUAUCUGGACCAACGUCUCCAGAAACUUGUCGGCAAGCAAGAUAAGUCCGAAGAGGAUGUGGAGAGCGAGUCGCAGCUGCUGGAGUGUCGUCUGACGCUGACGGAGGAGAGAAACGCUGUGCUGGUGCCCUCUGCUGGCAGCGCUAUCCCAGGAGCCCCAGCGGAGUGGGCUCCUGUUCCAGGAAUGGAGACCCACAUCCCGGUCAUCUUCCUGGACCUCAGCGCUGAUGAUUUCUAUGAUCAUCUGUCCGCUCCUCUCGCUGGAGGUCUGGAUGCUGCGCUCGACAGAGAAGAUAAAGAUGAUUUCAUGGACUUACAGAUCGUCAAACACUAUGAGAAUCAGGUGAAGGCAGAGGCAUCAUGGGACUGCACCGUUCACGACAGCCCUGAGCUGAAUCGAGCGACGGGGCCGGAUCACAGGAUUUACCUCACCGUCCGUGCCAUCGUUCAGCUCAGUCAUCCCGCGCACAUGCAGCUGGUGCUACGCAAGCGCAUCUGUGUGAACCUCACCGGACGACAGGGUUUUGCUCAAAGUCUGCUGAGGAGAAUGUCUCACCGCAGCUCUGUUCACAGCUGUGGAGUCACGUUUGAGAUCGUCUCGAAUAUCCCAGGGGACAUUCAGAGCUCUGAGGACCGAGAGAUGCUCGCUCGACUGGCUGCCAGCACCGAAAACCCAGGAGCCGAGAGUGAAGCCGCCAUCGAGAAAUACCUGCGGAGUGUGUUAGCGGUGGACAACAUCCUCACGCUGGACCGUCUCAGACAGGAGGUUUCGGUGAGGGAGCAUUUGAAAGAUAAAGGAAAGCUUCCCAAACGCUGCCUCAGUUCAUCCAGUGUCCACCGGCUCUCUGGCAGUAGGAAAGAUCUGUCCAGCAGCCAAGACUCAGAAGACAAUAAAAGUGGCUGGGACGGUCGGCAGGAGAUUUCUACACCAAAAUCAGCCACAAAGAGUGCAUCUCACUCAGCGUCAGUAGAAAAUCAAAAAUCAGAGCCAGGUAACUGUCCUCAUCCUCUUCUGCUGUCCACGUUUCACUUCACAGGUCUCUCAGGAUUUGCUGCAUCUUAUUUCUCCCCAGUGAAAGCUAUAGUAUCUCCAGUACCCAAGAUGUUCAAGACUCUGUUGUCCAAAAAAGAGGAGAAGAAAGAGACGGCGCCUCCUGGUGUCUGUGAGCAGAACCUGCCCCGUAUAAUUGUGCAAUCUGCCAGUCUUGAAGACAUCAACAGCUAUGAACUGGCUCCACAGGGUCCAUCAAAAGAAACCACUCAAGAAUCAGAAUCUACUUCCUUUGUGCCCAUUUUUCCGGUUAUUCCUGAUAAAGUAAAGAUCACUAAAGCAUCCACCAUAUCCUCAGAAACCAUGUCUGACAUCCAGAUAAGCCAUGCAAUGGAAACUCCAAAUUCAGAAAAUGAGGAGGAGAUUCUACUUCCUAAAGAAGUUACACCUCUUUCUGUUCCUCCAGUGGUUGAGGAAGUUCUACCUUCUAAUCUUUCUCCAGAGGUUGAGGUUCCUCCUCUUAAUUCUCCUUCAGAUGCUGAGGAGGUUCUACCUCGAUCUGUUCCUCCAGUAGAUGAGGUUGAGGUUCCACCUCCUAAUUCUACCUCGGAUGCUGAGGAGGUUCUACCUCAAUCUGUUCCUCCAGGAGGUGAGGUUGAGUUUCUACUUUCAUCUGUUCCUCCAGAGGUUGAGGUUCCCCCUCCUAAUUCUACCUUGGAUGCUGAGGAGGUUCUACCUGCAUUUGUUCCUCCAGUAGAUGAGGAAGUUCCAGCUCCUAAUCCUCCUUUAGAGGCUGAGGAGGUUCUACCGUUAUCUGUUUGUCCAGAUGAUGAGGAAGUUCUAUCUCCACCUGUUUCUACAGAGGUCAGAGAGGCUCCACCUCUUUCUGUUUCUCCAGGGCUCAAAGAGUCUCUAUCUCCUAUUCCUCCAUUGGAGAUUGAGGAGAUUUCACCUCCUGCUCCUGUAGAGGUUGAAGACCCCAAGCAAAGUCCAGUUGGUGAUUCAUCAAACAGCUCCCUCAGCGAUGUCUCAAGUGGAUACAUCUCCACAAGUCUCUCCAUAGUGACUCUCUCAGAGGCCUUGAAUGUUGAUCCUCCUCUCAUCGACAGCACAGAGGCCAAAAUAGACUCUUCUUCCAAAAAGAGUGAACCAAAAACAGAGUUUGUGCCAACAAGCAGCACAUCCCCGGAGCAUCAGUCAAAACGUGAACCAGCCGACCUAGAACUUGGAGAACAGCCACCUACUGAAUCCCAGACAUCAGAAGAACAUGGUCAAGUGUCUCUUCUAGAUACAUCUCCUGGAAAACUCCUCAGUGUUUCUGAUUCCUUACCUCAAGAAGCCUCUGGAGCCAACGUCUCUUCAUCUGGCCAAUCAUCUUGUUCAGCCCCAUUAUCUACACCAUUAGCACCACCAGUUGCCUCAAAAACAGCUGAUCCAUCAGUACCAGUAAAGCAAGCUAAGCCAUUAGUGCCUACCAAACAAUCAAGACCUGAACAAAACGUCAAACUCACUCCUGCUCCCACCUCCAACCCUUUCCAAAUCCACAGAGUCAAGACCUCUGGCCUAAAGUCUUUCAAAGGGAUCCUGAAUGAAGAAGAGGAAGAGGGUAAAACUAAACAAAUUAACGUUUCAUCUGCACUGAGCGAGUCUCAAGAAAGACUGGAGAUCAUUUCUGAUUCAGAGGAAAGUCUUGAGACUCCCGACUGGCUGAAGGAGGGGGAAUACGUCACUGUGGGCACCAAUAAAACUGGAACCGUUCGUUACGUAGGACCAACUGACUUUGCAAAGGGUGUUUGGGUUGGAGUGGAACUUGAUGUUCCAGCAGGUAAAAACGAUGGUUCGGUUGGCGGUCGCCAUUACUUCCACUGCAACCCUGGUUACGGGGUUCUUGUGAGAGCAAAUCGGGUCGUGAAAGCGUCGGGUACCGCUAAACGGUUGAGGCAGAAACACAAGCAGAACCUCUCGGGAUCUAGUCCCAACCUGGCAGCCCUUACAGCGAUGGCCAAAGGAGAAGCUGGAGCACGCAAGGGUGAAAACAGGAAGUCUUGGGUUAGCUGAGGGAAAUGCAUCAUUGUUGAUGGACGUGUACGGAGGACAGUAUUGGUAUGGCACUGAAACACUACACUAAUACUUGCAGGGAUGUAACUGCCACCUGAUUUACUCAAAUCUACACUACAUAGUGCCUUCCUAGUGUUCGAAAAGCCCAUUUUAGAAAUGUAUUUUCAGCCUCGGUAAGCAGUAUUUUUGGUAUUAUUCGUUUUUUUAAUGGUUUUAAUAUCACAAAGUGCCCUGUUUAUCUGAACCCAAUGUCAGGGAGUAUGUGCAUGUGGUUGUUCCUUAGAAAAAUCAGGACACUGAUGGAUUCAUUUCAUGAUUUUAUAUACAGUAGGAAGGCGAGAUGGGUUUUACCUAUGGAGAUUAAAAGCUCCAGACUGUUUUAUUCAUUAAGGAUUGUUUUAACUGUUAUUAUGGUGAGAUAAUUCUGCAUUUUCUCUUGGUUUGGUACCUUUGUAUUAUUAUUAACUUUCUUCUUGGAACGAGUAAUUUAUGAUCAAAUUGUUAUUUGUUUAUUUAUUUUGCAGAUCAAAGUAAUGACAAAAAUGAAUUAUGAAGAUUUUAUAUCGCAAUGGUGAGAGUAAUAAACUUUAUUAUUUUA